CUGAAAUGAAGAGGCUGAGACAUUUUUACUUUGUUUUAAUCCUGGAGAGUGUUCUUAUGAUAUUUUAUGUCAACAGAUACUGGACGCACAGAAGUGAGGCAGAAGAAUUUUUCAGACCUCCACUUAACACCUCUUUGCUCAAACCAGAACAUGAUUAUUCUAAACCACAGUCAAAAACUGUCAGUAGCAGCUACACUGGAUCAAACUACUACAACCUGAUCUGGAAUGGAUUUGCAAACUUCAAUAAGGAGACAGGAGAUGAAGAGGAUGAUCUGCUUGAUGGUCCUGACCUGGAGAACAGAAGACGUAACUGGAAGUUCCACUCAAGCCCGAUUCCUCUGGAGCUCAAACACAGACAGUACGCCCGAAAGAAGCUCAUUCAUGACCUGUGUGACAGUAACAGCACCUUAGGCUUCAAUGGGAAAUGGCAGACAAUUGAUGACAUUCCUAACAGGGAACUAGCGAACCUGCUUGUAGACGACCGACACGGAAUAAUCUAUUGCUACGUCCCAAAAGUUGCAUGCACCGAGUGGAAGCGGGUCAUGAUUGUUCUGAGCGAGAGCCUUAAGGUGAACGGCGUGCCUUACAGAGACCUUUCAGAUAUUCCCGUGGAACUGAUUCAUGGAAACAGCACCCAGUACCUUAACAGGUACAACAGGACGGUGAUGAAACACAAACUUCAACAAUACAAGAAGUUCAUGUUUGUCAGAGAACCUUUUGUCAGACUGAUUUCAGCCUACAGAGACAAGUUUCAAACAGAAAAUCAGCCAUUUUACAAGCGCUAUGCCGUCCCUAUACUGAAGAGAUUCGGCAAAAUCCCUAAUCCACCAGCAUCUGCAAAGGAAGCACGCACUGCUGGUAUUGCACCAUCUUUCUCCAACUUCAUUCAGUAUAUCCUGAGCCUACCAGCAGAGAAAUAUGAACUGCUGGAUGAGCACUGGAGACAGAUGACUCAUCUGUGCCAUCCAUGCCAGAUCCAUUAUGACUUCAUAGGGAAGAUGGAGACCAUGGAAGAAGACGCAGCUCACCUGCUACGAAUGCUCCGUGUUGAUAACAUUGUCCAGUUCCCAAAAAGUAAAAGCAGCAGAACAGAUGAAAACUGGGUAAAAAACUGGUUUCCUUACAUCCCUAUUAAAUGGAGAAGGAAACUGUUCAAACUGUUUGAGAUAGACUACAAAUUAUUUGGAUAUCAAGUUCCUGAAUAUCUUCUACAUCCAUAAAACAUUUGCCCACUUUAACUGUUAGUGUAUUGUUAGUGAUGGCAAUCAGAUGUGAGUGACCAUCCAGUUUUAUUUAAAGAACAGGGAUCUAUCAC
Molecule: messenger RNA, 1315 nt
Organism: Colossoma macropomum (tambaqui)
Lineage: Eukaryota; Metazoa; Chordata; Actinopteri; Characiformes; Serrasalmidae
Product: carbohydrate sulfotransferase 12-like
Exons: 1
Coding region: 6-1220 (404 amino acids)
Biological process (GO): proteoglycan biosynthetic process; carbohydrate biosynthetic process
Cellular component (GO): membrane
Molecular function (GO): sulfotransferase activity
Source: RefSeq, a predicted model, not a curated record